GCCGCCGCCCGUCCCCCGAGGCCGCGGUGCUCGCCUCUCCGCCCGCUUCCUGCUUGAGGGGGGUGGGUCGAGUCUAAUGAGGGCGGCGCCGAUUGGCUGGGAGAGACGCCCCCGCUUCCCGCAGCCAAUAGGCGCGCGGGACACUGCGGCGCGGGUGAAGCCGGGCGGAGGCCAAAGGGACGCAGUGCUGCAUUCUCAGCCCCCCUGCCCCGUGCUCCCACCUGCUGUCCUUGGGUGCCAGCGGGACGGGCCCCUCUCGCUGGGGACAGUGCGGGCAAGCACGAUGUUCCUGGUGGGACUCUCGGGUGGGAUCGCGUCGGGGAAGAGCACGGUGGUGGCCGUGCUGCGGGAGCUGGGCUGUGCCGUGAUCGAUGCCGAUGUUAUUGCCAGGCAGGUGGUGCAGCCCCACUCCAAGGCCCAUCAGCAGAUCCUGCAGCACUUUGGCACCGAGAUCCUCCUGGAGAAUGGCGAGAUAAAUCGUGAGGCUCUCGGAAACAUUAUCUUCUCUCAGCCGGAGAAACGGAGGCUGCUGAACUCCAUCACCCACCCUGAGAUCCUGAAAGAGAUGCUGAAGCAGGUCCUGAAGUACUUUGUGCUUGGCUACCGCUAUGUGAUCCUCGACAUCCCUCUGCUCUUUGAGACCCACGGAUUGACCAGGUUUAUGAAAUACACGGUGCUGGUUUAUUGUGACCCCCUGACGCAGCUGGCGCGGCUGAUGAAGAGGAGCGGCUUGGGCACGGCUGAGGCCGAGGCUCGGAUCAGCUCCCAGCUGCCCCUGGACGAGAAGCGCAAGUGGGCAACGCACGUCAUCGACAACUCCGGGGACUGGGAGAGCACGCGCCGGCAGGUCCUGCAGCUGCACGCCCGCCUCGAGGAUUCCCUGGAUUUCCUCUGGGCACGGCUGGCAGUGGGCACGGCUGUUGCUGGGCUCGGAGGGCUGGUGUUCCUCCUCCUCCGGCAUUUCAUCUCUUAAUUCACCUUUUCUCUUAGUCAGGGAAGGGGCCUGAAUUUCCCAGUUUGAAAAGGGCAGUGAAAGGCCACCUCUGUUAAUGAGCUUUGCCAGCUGAAUGCAGACAGCGGCAUGAGGCAUCUCCUUGCACACUUCCCAAGGUGAACACAGCCAGAGGUUUUUUCAGGCACGUUCUCCCUGCUCAGGUUCUCAUCCACCAGUCGUGCCUGUGGGAUGAGGCCCUUGUCCCCAUGUGGGUCUCUGUUGUGGGAUUUCAAUGAGUUGAGGCACUUUAAUUUCGAACAAUCUCACUUUAAUCAAGCACAAUUUCACUUUAAUCGGGUACAAUUUCACUUUAAUCGGGUAUAAUCUCACUUUAAUGUCUUCCAGGACAAUCUUCUCCCUGGGGCUGGGUGGCUUCUCAGUACCUGUCACCACCUCCACUGUCCCUUGGGUGAUUCCUCAUAGCUCAGCCCUUUUAAUCCAAAUUUACACUUGGGAUUUCCCCUCUUUCAUGUUGAUUUAAUGGAAACCUGUUAAAUCAGCGAGGGGGAGGACAGCACCUCAUUCACAUGGAUCGAGUGUUCAAGCUGGCUGCUCCUCCCUCUUGCCCUCUGUUUCUGUGGCCAUCACUCGUGGGUCACCUUUGGCUUUGGAUGCAAGGGUCUGAUCCACCCUGGAGUAGUCUGAGACCUGGGCUCUGCCUCGUUCAAACUCAUUUCCUGCUGUUUGAGCUUCCUUCGGCGGCGGUUUCCCGGUGAGAGAACUGAGCCUGGGUGAGGCGGGUGCUGGGUCUUCACUUUUGUUUUAAUAAAACACUGAACAGCA
Corvus hawaiiensis (hawaiian crow) is the source of this 1777-nucleotide messenger RNA. It is a transcript of the gene DCAKD, whose product is annotated as dephospho-CoA kinase domain containing. Gene Ontology annotation, biological process: coenzyme A biosynthetic process. Bases 77 to 973 code for a protein of 298 amino acids. The transcript is spliced from 6 exons. Lineage: Eukaryota; Metazoa; Chordata; Aves; Passeriformes; Corvidae. The record is from RefSeq and is a predicted model, not a curated record. Gene Ontology annotation, molecular function: ATP binding; dephospho-CoA kinase activity.